UAACUUUUAUUCAAGUACAGCUCUUAAAAGAAUCUUCACCUUUAUUCACCUUUAGACAUGCGCAACACUCAGUAGCAGCUAGGAUGAACCAGUCAGAGAGCACUGUUGAAGGCAACUGUUCAAUCAGUGACUUCAAGAGGAAUGUCUAUCCAGUCGUCUACCUGUGUGUCUUCUUCUUAGGAUUAUUCGCCAAUCUUUUCUCGUUAUCUUUCUUCAUUGGUAUGAGAAGAUCAGCCUUCAGUCCAAUCCACUUCAUCAUGGUGAACCUUCUCGUUUCUGACCUGAUGCUGACAUGUUCCCUGCCAUUCCGAGCUGCCUACUAUCUCAUGGAUUUCCACUGGGUUUUCGGGGACAUCACUUGUCGCAUCAUUGGUUUUGUGUUCUAUGUAAACAUGUAUGGAAGCAUUUACUUCUUAAUGUUCCUUAGUGUCGUUCGAUUUGUGGCCAUAUUUAAGCCCUACAGCUAUGUGUACCUACAGAGUAAUCAAGGAGUUUACCUGGCGUGUGUCUUUGUUUGGCUGUUGAUGUUAUUACUAUCUACCCCUCUUUUGAAUGCAGGAAUAUUUCACGAUUCAUCUGGCCAGAUCAAAUGCCUUGAUCUGGACACAUCUCUCGAGCUGAAGUUCAUCAUCAUCUUGAACAAAGCUGCACUGUGCUUAGGCUUCAUUUUACCCUUUUUAGUAAUUUCUAUCUGUUACUUAAUUGCAGCUGGGAAAUUGCUCCAGCUUAAGAAUGUUCCAGGGAAAAGAAACAAGUCCUGUGCACUGGUGAUCAUGGUUCUCAUCAUUUUCCUAGUGUGCUUUAUGCCAUAUCAUGUUGUGCGCACUGUCUUUCUGGAAGCUGAAAGACAGUUUAAAAAGAAUGGUUAUGAAUCAUGUCAGUACAUUGAAUUGGUAAGGAAAGCAGCUGUGGUUACACAUUGCCUGGCUGUUGGAAACAGCUGUUUGGAUCCUCUUCUAUAUUUAUUUGUGGGCGAAAACUUCUGGAGCUUUUGGCAUAAGAAAAAAAGCAGGACGCUGAGCAAAAGAUUCAAUUACGAGAAGACCCAAUCAACAAAGACUACAAGGAUAGAGUUAAAAAUGGUCCGUGCUGAAAAUGGCACAUGAAAUGUGACUAAAAUGCACACAGCCAUUUUGCCCUGUGAUAUCAUUUCAGCAAUUUCAUUUCAAUGGCAUAUUUCAAGAGAUUUUUCUAGAUAUUCACUCCGAGCCUUUGCUGUUGUAAAGGUCGACAUUUCUCAGAGGGACAAACCAGAGAAAGAUUUUGGGAUGUUGGAUGGACAGAUAAGCUGAGACUUUGAAACAAACAAACAAGAUAUACACAAUACUGUAUGUAAUUUUUUUUAAAAGCUAGCAAUUGUAAUAAUUUGUACUGUAUAUUGCUGUUGGCAUAAUUGUGCAGAAUUUCAGUUAAAUCUAUUCAGAAAAAAAAACCCACAGCUGAAUUCACUCCAAACCUUGCAUUAUAAAUGUUCUGAUAAAUUACAUUGUUUUAAUAUGUUAAAAUUGUACUGAACCUACAUUUGAUUCAGAGGCAGUGAUUAUGCCAUUUAUGUAUGUGUUAUUCAUAUUCACAUAGGCAGUACAGUAAUAAAAAAACAAAUUGUCAGAAAAAAAUAUUUCUGAAUCACUGCUCACUGUGUACAGGAGGGGUUUUGUGGUUAAUCAUAAAGGUUGCAUGGUGGUGUCGUGGUUAGCACUAUCGCCUCACAGCAAGAAGGUUCUGGGUUCGAGCCCCGUGGCCGACGAGGGCCUUUCUGUGUGGAGUUUGCAUGUUCUCCCCGUGUCUGUGUGGGUUUCCUCCGGGUGCUCUGGUUUCCCCCACAGUCCAAAGACAUGCAGGUUAGGUAAAAAUACCCAGCCACUGGGGUUGCACAAGCCAGUGCAUACUUAAGCUACAUCCACACGACAACGGCAACGAGAUUUUAUUGAAAAAAUAUCGCAUCCACAUGGGCAAUGGAUCAGUAAAAUAUCAGGUACAUAUGGCAACGCAACGCUUGCUGAAAACGAUGCAAUACACAUGCCACACCUCUACGUGCGCUGUAAGACGGUCCCAUCGGAGACACCAGAACAAUAGAAGAAGUAGGACGCAUGCGCAUAAACCCCUUCCUCUACCCGGCGUGAAGCACUCACAGGAACAAGCACACAACAACAAGAAGAAGAUGGCUGCGACUACGCGAGGAAAUCGUGCCUUCUGUGUGUACAAAUUAGUUUUAUUAGUGUGCAUAGUUUUAUAUAACUUAAUUUUCU
This is a messenger RNA of Neoarius graeffei (lesser salmon catfish), 2249 nucleotides long. RefSeq names its product cysteinyl leukotriene receptor 2b (gene cysltr2b). Bases 84 to 1106 code for a protein of 340 amino acids. The record is from RefSeq and is a predicted model, not a curated record. Gene Ontology annotation, biological process: G protein-coupled receptor signaling pathway. Lineage: Eukaryota; Metazoa; Chordata; Actinopteri; Siluriformes; Ariidae. Gene Ontology annotation, cellular component: plasma membrane. Gene Ontology annotation, molecular function: G protein-coupled receptor activity. The transcript has 3 exons.